CACGCUCACGGAAUCGUACUCAUCACUCCACCGCUUGCCUAUGCUCCGGCCACAGCACCACCUCCGCUGGCCGCCGGCGCCCUCCCGGCCGUCCGCCGUCUCCUUCCCGGCCGUCCCACCCCGCGGCGCGGCCCGGAUCCCUCGCGCGGCGGCUCCCCCGCUCAGGGGCAAAACGUCGAGCGCUCUGCGCGCGUCGUCGUCGGCGGCGCCGGGUGCGGCUCCCGCGGAUAGCGCGAUGGGGCAGGAGUCGGGGGCGGUGGCGGUGGCGCACCGGGAUGUGGCGCGGGCGCUCGCGUCCGAGGCGGAGGCGCGGCUCGGCGCGCGGCGGCUGCUGCUCCCCUCGUCCGUGCCGCCCGACGUCGCCGCGUUCCGCAACGGCGCCGGGAACGCCGCGGGCUCCCUCGACGUGCGCCGCGGCGCCCCGGGAUCGACGAUUGAUUUCAUGCUCCAGUCCUCACUCCACUGUAAAGUCCCAAAUGGCGCAAUCGACAUUACAACUCUUCUCAUUUUCCUCAACACCUCAACGGAUGCACCACACUUCCUGAUGGAGUUUAUACAAGGUAGCCCGACUUCGAUGGUUGUGCUUCUAGACCUCCUCCCACGGAAAGACCUUGCAUUCCAUCCAGAAUACAUGGAGAAAUACUAUGAGAAUACUCAAGUGGACAAACAGAGAGAAAAGAUUGAAGAAUUGCCGCAGGCCCGUCCAUACCGAUCACAAUCUCUCUUCGUGCGCAGCUCCUUUUCGCCGACAGCAAUACUGACGACCAUUGACUGUGGACAAGGAGGGGAGGGUGCAUUGGAGAUAGUGCGUGGUCAACUGGCAGCAGCUGCCAAGGAGGUUCUUCAGAUUUGGCUUGAUAGUUGUGUCGAUCAUGCUUCAGAAAUGGAAGACGGCGAGAGAGAGAGCAUGCUAAAGAGGGACCAAAUUGUAAGGUCUAAGUCAAUCGAGGUCGAUCUGACUUCAAAUUUGCCGAGAAUGUUUGAUCCCGAUGUCGCAAACCGAGUCAUAGCUGAAAUCCGGAAGGCCUUUGGGGUACAAGAGACCUAGCACUAGAUUUGUAAAUUUGUAACCAGGAAUAGAUCUGUACAUCUUUCAGAAGUUAGUAUUCUCCAGUCCCUUUUGCUUGAACAAUGGGAUGUAUUAUGUGAUGAUAAUUUCAAAUACCAUCCGAUGCCAUAUUUCCAUGUGUAGAGGAUUAUAU
Molecule: messenger RNA, 1202 nt
Organism: Oryza brachyantha (malo sina)
Lineage: Eukaryota; Viridiplantae; Streptophyta; Magnoliopsida; Poales; Poaceae
Product: red chlorophyll catabolite reductase
Exons: 2
Coding region: 41-1048 (335 amino acids)
Biological process (GO): chlorophyll catabolic process
Cellular component (GO): chloroplast
Molecular function (GO): red chlorophyll catabolite reductase activity
Source: RefSeq, a predicted model, not a curated record